UGAAAGGCUCCAAAGAGGUGUGGCUCCAGUCCGACUCACAACUGCUGUGUUCACUUCGGACCUGAAGGUGGUGAGAAAUAGAAUCAUCAGCUCUGGAAUGGCAUCUACAUGGAAUGACUUGGAUCUCCUUCUUGAUGCUCCGUCGUCUUCAACAAAGCAGACCACAGACCGAGGGAGCAUUAAAGACAAGUCCAACUUUAAUGCAAGCGAAGAUGUUGCAGUUCUGCGGAAGGCUAUUGAGGGCCUUGGCACUGAUGAAAAGAACCUAAUUAAUGUCUUAACUGGGAGGACCAACAAACAGCGUCAAAUCAUUUGUAAAGCUUAUCAGGAAGCAACAGGGCGGACCCUUAAAGAAGACCUGGAAGGGGACACCAGUGGGGACUUUAAAGACUUGCUUGUUGCAUUAAUCACACCACCAGCUGUGUAUGAUUGUCAGGAGGUGAUACGUGCCAUAAAAGGAGCUGGAACCACUGACAGUACUUUGAUAGAAAUCUUUGCCUCAAGAUCCACCCAACAAAUUAAAGCCCUUUCUGAUGCUUAUUUGGCAGAGACUGGGAGGAAGAUCACACAUGACCUAAAUAAUGAAGUCUCAGGGGAUUAUGGGAAGGCAUUGCUCGCCUUGGCCGAGGGACAGAGGGAUGAACGCACUACUGUGGAUGUUGGGAAGGCUAAAGAGGAAGCUAAGGUGCUGUAUGAGGCAGGGGAGAAGAAGUGGGGGACAGAUGAAAGCAAGUUUAUUGACAUUUUGUGCCACAGAAGCAUACCUCAGCUGAGGCAGGUACUGAUCGAGUACAAGAACAUUAGUGGGAAGACACUGGAGAAGAGCAUUAAGAGCGAGAUGUCGGGCAAAUUAGAAGAUCUGCUGGUGGCCAUUGUGAAAUGUGUACAGAGUACACCAGCCUACCUGGCUGAAAGGCUGCACAAAGGUAUGAAGGGUCUUGGAACAAAUGAGAACAUGUUGGCCAGAAUAAUAGUGAGCCGCUCUGAGAUUGACAUGCUGGACAUCAGAGCUGAAUUCAAAAAGCUCUAUAGCCAAUCACUGCACUCCGCCCUAGAAUCUGAAACUUCUGGGGAUUAUCGCCAAGUUCUGCUGAAAAUCUGUGGAGGAGAUGACACAGUUUAAACCAUGCAAAGCUAUUUACUCAUCUUUCAUAAUAAUGUGACACGCCAUAAUGUGAAAAUAUCAAAUGUAAAAGAUAUUAACAAAAUUUAACAUCUUUUAUACAAUCAAAUAUUUUUCACUGAUUUACAACCUGAUUAUUUUAUCAUCUUUUUACAUAGCUUUAUCAUACAUUUGCCUAAGGAAGAUGGCAUCAAUUUGUGCUCUGUUCAUUUCAUGUAGUAUCGCAACAUUUUUGUAAAGUAGUUUUCAAAUGUGAUUUGAACAUUCACAUGUUAUUUGCUGUCAAGCUAUUGAAUGUUGCAUUGUCUGUCCAACAUGAGGUAGUAAUGGCAAGUACAAAUACAGGGUUCAGGAUAAGUUGAGCUUAAGGUAUUAAAGUGGCUUCCUCAUGGCUGUUGCUGUAAAUGAUACCUACAGCCUGAUUUUGCUCAACAGUCUGCAGGCUGGCAAGAAGAUCUUUUGCUACAUGCACUUACAAUCCUCUGAAAACUUAUUU
Messenger RNA from Scleropages formosus (Asian bonytongue), 1619 nucleotides. RefSeq names its product annexin A3-like. Lineage: Eukaryota; Metazoa; Chordata; Actinopteri; Osteoglossiformes; Osteoglossidae. The transcript has 14 exons. Gene Ontology annotation, cellular component: nucleus; vesicle membrane; plasma membrane. Bases 98 to 1123 code for a protein of 341 amino acids. The record is from RefSeq and is a predicted model, not a curated record. Gene Ontology annotation, molecular function: phospholipase inhibitor activity; calcium-dependent phospholipid binding; calcium ion binding.